Drosophila miranda is the source of this 2717-nucleotide messenger RNA. Its product is annotated as probable RNA methyltransferase bin3. Bases 132 to 2717 code for a protein of 861 amino acids. Gene Ontology annotation, molecular function: snRNA binding; RNA methyltransferase activity; O-methyltransferase activity. Gene Ontology annotation, biological process: snRNA modification. NCBI's taxonomy places the organism in Eukaryota, Metazoa, Arthropoda, Insecta, Diptera, Drosophilidae. The transcript is spliced from 5 exons. The record is from RefSeq and is a predicted model, not a curated record.
AAAUAAGUGGAAAAAGUGAAAAAAGUGUUUAAAAGUAAGUGGAAAAAAAUAUACAAAAAUACAGCAAAUAUGUGUUAAAUAAGAUCCCGUUCGAAAAGGGAUCCAAAUGUCAAGUGUUGCCCAUUGAAACGAUGGAUAAGAGGCUCAGCGAUAGUCCCGGAGAUUGUCGCGUAACCAGAUCCAGCAUGACGCCCACCCUCCGCUUGGAUCACAGUCCCCGGCGGCAACAACAGCAACAACAGCAGCAGCAACCCCAAGAACAACAGCAACCAGAGUGCAGUGGAACAUCUGCAACAGCGAAAUCCAAAUCCAAGUCCAAGUCCUCCACACCUCCCACCACCAAAUCCCAGGCAGGGGGUGCCCCAGGUGCCCCUCAGCAACAGCAACAGCAGCAUCAUCAAUUCCGUGCCCCGCAGCAGCAGCAGGGGCCCAAAAACAAGAACAAGGCCUGGAGCAAGAGGGGCCACAAGACCAGUGGCGGCGGCAGCGGCGGCGGCGGCAAGUACAGUGGCAUCGCACAGUCGCAUCCCAAUGGCAGCAGUGGGGCGGCGGGUGCCGGCUUGGGCCUGGCCGGGGGACAACCUCCGGCUGGAGGCGGAGUGUCGCCCACAGUGGCAGCGGCCCACAAGGCCGAUCUGGAGAAUAUACAGAAUAUCAAGAAUCAAAUAUCCGGCAAUGCUGCGAGCCACUAUGGCAGCGGCAGCGGUGGCGGUGGCGGCGGGUCGGCCUCCCAUCACGGGGGAUCGCAUCACGGCGGCGGCGGAACAGGCGGCAGCGGGGGCGGGGGACACCACCACCAUCACAACACGCGGCUGGCGCAGUUUGCCGCCGGCACGGGGGGAGUGGGGGCUGGUGCGGGCGGCAAUGGCAUCUCCAUCGGAGCGAUGGACAAGCACGGACUGAAGGCCCAGCAGCAGCUCUACAAGAAAAUGCUGGCGCACAGGGGCCAUCAUCAUCAUGUGCUGUGCGCCGGAAACAAUGCCAAUCACACGUGCUGCCUGGUCACCGGCUGCAACGGAACCAGCGGCGGCGGAGGAGGAGGAGGCGGCGGCGUGGCUGGAGGUAAUAGUGGCAUCAAUGCCGUGGGAGGCGUGAACGCCGGAUGCAAGGAUGCGCAGAGCAACAAGGACACCAGCUCGCUCAGCGGAAACAGCAACAUCUCGGGCAGCGCAGCGGCGGCGGCUGCAGCGGCCAAUGCCGUGCACUACUGCUGCGGGAGGUCCAAGUUCUUCCUGCCGGAGAAGCGGCUGCGGAAGGAGGUGAUUGUGCCGCCCACCAAGUUCCUGCUGGGCGGCAACAUCUCGGAUCCCCUCAACCUCAACUCGCUGCAGCACGAGAACACCUCGAACGCGUCGAGCAGCAACAACACGCCGGCGACGACGCCGCGCCGGUCGCCGACUACGACGCCGCCCAAGGUGGAGGUCAUCAUACCGCCCAAUAUCCACGACCCGCUGCACCUGCUCGACCCCGUCGACUCGAUGGAGUACGAGAAGCAGCUGACGUCGCCGAUGAAGCGGGGCGGCAUGCUUACGCGCGGCAGCCACCUGAAGCUGCAGCAGCAGCCGCAGGCGCACCACCGCCAGCACAGGCCGCGGAAGAACCGCCAGCCGCAAGCAUUCGACUCGACCAACGCCUCCCAUGCGGGCGACGACGGGGGCGAGGGCAGCGAAACGCUCUCCGUCUCCCUGGACGAGGCGGGGACCUCAUCCUCGGCGGCAUCGCCGGUGGCGCCACUCGCUGCCGCCGGCUCUGCCGCUGCUGCGUCCCUCAGUCUGCUACUGAGCGAAGCCGCCGCACCGGCAUCUGCAUCGGCAUCGUCAUCGGAUACGGGCGGAACGGCGGAAAUGGGCCAGCAGCAGGCGCAUGUCCGCUCGAUGGCCACGGCAGAGAUGCCGGCUCCCACGCCCACAGAGGCGGCUAAAUUCCAUCGUAACGAUGGAAUGGACAAGAUCGUGAGUCCCGUGGUGCCACAGCCAGUGGCAUGGAAGCGUCCGCCACGUUUGCUGCAGCCCAGCGGUACCCGGAAGCCGAAAACGCGACGAUCCACGUCUUUCAGCGAAACGUACCUGCUCAGCCCCGUAGAGGAGCAGCCGCCCAGGCAGUUGCCCCUCAUCGAGGUGAACAUCCCACGCGACGAUACGCCAGAUCUAUCGGAGCAAGGCCUGGGCAGCCCCAUGAGCACCACAUCGGCGGCCACCUCACAUACGGCCGGGGAACAGGACUCCCUGCCGCCGGACACCGCGGCCGCCGUCGAGUCAACAGCAGCCGGGACGGUGGUAAAGCCGAUGCCCGAGGAGCCGACCCUCAUGCUGGAGCCGGCCCUGAUACCGCCCCUCAACAAGCUGCUCAAGUUCCGGGCGGAUGGGGUGAAGUACCGCUACGGGAACUUUGACCGCUACGUGGACUUUCGGCAGCUGAAUGAGUUCCGGGACGUGCGGCUGCAGGUGUUCCAGCGGCAUGUGGAGCUCUUCCAGAACAAGGACAUCCUGGACAUUGGCUGCAACGUGGGCCACAUGACCAUCACGGUGGCCCGCCACCUGGCCCCGAAGACCAUACUGGGCAUCGACAUCGACCGGGAGCUGGUGGGCCGGGCCCGGCGCAAUCUGUCCAUCUUCGUGCGCAUACCCAAGGAGGAGAAGGUGAAGAUGGAGGUGAAGCAGGAGCCCACAACCAGGAGCAACGGCAGCAGCAGCUCAAAUUGGAUGCACUCCUUGUGA